Molecule: messenger RNA, 2811 nt
Organism: Gregarina niphandrodes
Lineage: Eukaryota; Apicomplexa; Conoidasida; Eugregarinorida; Gregarinidae
Product: putative GMC oxidoreductase
Exons: 1
Coding region: 1-2811 (936 amino acids)
Molecular function (GO): flavin adenine dinucleotide binding; oxidoreductase activity, acting on CH-OH group of donors
Source: RefSeq, a predicted model, not a curated record
AUGAUUGGAAGGUUAGUGAAGUUGGAACUUCUGUAUGGCUUGUCAGUUGGCGAUAGUGGUCUUUUCCAGAGGCUGAUGCUGAGUAACAGCGGACUGCCGAGCAUCUUCGAGAAUCGACGUUUGUCGUUUCCCGAGUUCCUUUUGUCGAGAUUGCCCCCUACUAUGUUGCGUAAAGCUGCGCCCGGGGAGACGUUUGACUACAUUGUGGUGGGCGGUGGUGGAUCAGGUUGUCCUUUGGCGCGUACGUUGGCGGAUGCGGGUUACAAGACGUUGUUAAUAGAGCGAGGAGGGCUUCGGGAAGAGCAUCCAGUGACAUGGACUUUAGACGGUUCGGGGGCGACCCUGAUGGACGCGCAGGUUAGUCAGCCUGUGGUGACGACGGAGGGUUAUAUCUCUCACAUAGGUCGUGUGCUUGGCGGCGGUACAUCAGUCAAUCUAGGUUUUUACAUUGAAGGCAAUGAUAUGGAGUCGACUGUGGAGUUUCAGGAUAGCGGCCUCUGGCAGCAAUCGGUGCUAUGGCUUCGAGACCGACUAGCGUUUCCGGCGGACCAUAGCUCAGUCUAUGAUAAACAUUUACAGCUGUUUAUGGAGGGUAUCACCGCCAAUAAUUCCGUUGGAAAUUCUCCCGAAUAUGUGCGAGGACGCACAUGGAAUGGUAUGAGUCUCUUUGAGACGAACACCAGGUUCCGGGCGUCUGCCGAUACACUAUUAGGCCCUAUUGACCAGUACCCACCUAGUCUGGUCCUAAGUGUUAAUACGACAGCAACGAAAAUUACAUUUGUUCGAAAUCUUGAGGAUCGCUUCCUCAGAGCUGACUGUGUCGAGGUGGAAGACACCGCCGGGACGGUGGCUCUGCUCUCCAAGCCGGAGUCCGUAGUUGGCAUUCUGCAAAGCGAGAACACUCUUAGAUCAUGGAUCCGAUGGUACCCAAACAUUGUGCGCUUUAUUGGGUCUUUGUUUCAACGACGGAAACCAGCCCCUAAUAAGUAUCAGGUCUGCCUCAAUGACCACCCGGACUCCAAGAUCAUAUCCUCCGCUGGAGCUAUCCUCACUCCUGCCCUGCUCUACCAGUCAGGCAUCGGCCCGCUUGAAGAGACUAGACGCCUUGGAGUGCACAACAUUCUUCCUCUUAGACACCUGGGCCGUAACUUGGGGGACCGAGUCUUUCUACCCAUCGCCUUCUUCUUCAAGCGGCACAUACCAAACCUCUUUGACCCAGCCAUCCUAAGGUCGGCCGCUCUGUGGGACGCAACCACAACAUUCAACAAUCGAGGUUCCGUGUUUGCAAACACCACUCAGAGGCCCAUCCAAGAGUCUGUGGUCCCAGAGUCGAUGAUCCAAGAUCAGGCCACCCACCAGGGGUCUUCGGAUGCCGAAGUGUCCUUGGAACAAGUGCCUUAUGCCGAAGGCAUGGGAAGACAUAAACCGCGUUAUAGAACGCAAAUGAGCGCCCUGAAUGACUUGCUACAGAUCUCAGACCCGUCCCCCUCGGAAGACCAAGCGAUACUACAAGACCAAGUUGCUCCCGAAGGUCAGGAAGGGCCGGAGGACGCGUCCAUCCCGGAAUCGAUGCCGGAGUCGGGGCGUGAAUCGGUGGAUGACGGCCUGCGCGAUAAGCACGCGUUUUCGUCGAAGGAGUUGGAGCAGAUGCUUCACUCUCACAUGUCUGUGGAGCACUCCCGCUGGUUAGCAAGCAAGACCGCGGGCGAGAAUGAUGUAGAACAGGGUGAUGUGGACCAGCGCGGUGAGGAACAUGGUGGUGAGGACCAGGACGAGGAUAUCGGACUGGACGGUGUGCGGGACGAAGAGGGUCGGCUGGUCUUCCAGGGGGUGGGAGGUAUGGGUGGUUUUAGGAGCGGUCGGAGUUUGGUCGGAUUGGAGGAGAUUUCAGGCGGGUUAAUGACAACGGGUUGUGGAGUAGCGACGCGCUAUUUCUUUCCGCCGUUGUUGCGAACAUCGGCGGCUGUGGACGUUGCACUAGACACAUUGUUCGGUUGUGCGACGCAUCGACCAGGACCAGAGGGCGGUCGGGGCGUGUUUUCGCUUUGUGCAUUGGUGGACCCGAUCCUGAGUUGUUUCCGACAUAGUGCAGCUCUUGUUUACUUGCUACCUCAGCCCAAGUCGCUUGGUCAGGUUAGCAUUGGUGGCCCGGAUGGGUCUAGCGUGACGGUGCAGGGCAACUACUUUAAGGACGACCGAGACGUCGUUUCGGCGACCAUCGGGCUGGCAAACAUCUUGCAGGCGUUGGACAAUUCAACCAUCUUUGACGAGGUCUUUGAGUUCUCCUCCUCUUACCCAGCUCCCGCCUCGUCUUACCGCGGACCCGCCGUGACCCUCAACCCGGGGGCACCCUCGACUGCCGCACUCCUGAGUGGUCGGAGCACGUGUCCCGUAUUGAUUCGAGACAAGUUGAGUACGUUGUUCCAACGGAUCACGGGCAUGUUGACACCGUACCUGAGUCUGCAGGAAGCACGGGUGGCCGUUGAGGAACUGCCCGAGGACCUUAACAGCUUCAGCCGCUACGCCUCCUUCCCGGCCGUUCUACCUAACCCCUAUGACGCCGACGAUGUCGCCGCUUUCGUCCAAAGGGCCUCCACCAGCAUGUGGCACUGGUACGGAUCCGCACGUAUUGGCCGAGUCGUAGACUCCAACUUCGCCGUAGCCGGCACCCGUCGUCUCUCCAUCGUAGAUGCUGGGGUAAUCAGCCGCUUACCGAAAAUGAACCCCCAAGUCGGCGUCAUGACACUCGGCCGCUAUGCCGCUCUUACCAUACUCCGCAAACGCACCAAACCAGCUACUUGGACCACCUAA